Nicotiana tabacum (common tobacco) is the source of this 3016-nucleotide messenger RNA. RefSeq lists its product as uncharacterized. Gene Ontology annotation, cellular component: nucleus. The record is from RefSeq and is a predicted model, not a curated record. NCBI's taxonomy places the organism in Eukaryota, Viridiplantae, Streptophyta, Magnoliopsida, Solanales, Solanaceae. Gene Ontology annotation, molecular function: RNA binding.
UUCAAAUGGGGGGUUUAUGAUUCAGCUGCAAACUCUAGUGUGGAAACUGUAAUUUACCCUUUCUUUUUCCUCAACAAAGGCGCAUUAGGUUUUAGACCAGAGCUUGUUGCGUUGGACAUGGAGGUACCGGCAGAGAUGGCGAAGGCCGAAAGCGGUGAGUCAUCAACCAUAAGGAUAUAUGUAGGAGGUUUAGGCGAAAGUGUAACGGCGGAGGAUUUGAAGAAGACAUUCUCAACACCACAACUUGGAAAAGUGGAAUCUAUGGACAUCGUUCGAACCAAAGGCCGCAGCUUUGCUUACUUGGAUUUACUUCCUUCUUCCGAUAAAUCCUUAGCCAAGCUUUUCAGCACGUAUAAUGGAUGCAUGUGGAAAGGUGGAAGACUUAGAAUAGAGAAGGCAAAGGAGCAUUUUUUCCUUCGUUUGAAACGUGAGUGGGAAGAAGAUGCUGCACUUGCCACUACUUCUGCCCAUCUUCCCGAUACAGAAGAAGAUGCCCAUCUUGCCACUACUGCAGCUGAAAUGAUAAACUCCCUUAGAUAUCAGAAGAAAGGGUCCAAGAUGGACGAAAUGCAGCUUCGGAUGUACUUCCCUAAGUUAGGAAAGUUAAAAUCAGUGCCUUUUAGAGGAACUGGCAAGCACAAAUACAGUUUUCAGCGAGUGGACGUUCCUUCAUUACCUAUCCAUUUUUGUGAUUGUGAAGAGCACUCUGGUCCUCCUCAUACAACCAAGCAAAAAUCAUUUGUUGAUUAUGACUCAAAGAAUGUUGGAAUCGAUGAGAAAGAGCUGAACAUUAUGAACUCAGUGUUGAACAAAAUUUUUGAGCGAGAGAACUACUCUGAGCAGGCUCCUAGGGGUUUUAAAUCAUCUAAGGUAGUUCGAGGCUCAAAAGUUACAGUUGAUCAUUUGAAGAAUGAUAAGAAUCUAAUCAACCAAGAAAUGGAAGAUGGUGAUAACCUCAUUCUCAAUGUGGUGGCUGGUGCAAAUGAUAGAACCACUGUGUUAAAAGAUCCAACACAGGAAGCAAUGAAAGCUAAUGAGAAUUUUGUCGACCAAGAAAUGGACGAAGAUGAUGAUAACCUUAUUAUAAAUGUAGUGGCUGGUGCAAAUGAUAAAACCACUAUGUUCAAAGAUCCAACCCAGGAAGCAAUCGCAGCUCUUCAGAAUUUGCUAUCCAAGGAAUCGCGACUUGCUACAGAUAAACAAAGGCAAGGAAGGAAGAUGUCUUCCAACAGAAAGAGAAAAGCACCUGCAGAAGAUGAAGAUGGCGAGGCACAUACUUUGCCAUCUAAACCUGAAGCAAAGAGAAAAGCACCUUCAGAAAAUAGUAGUGCCACAUUGCCAAAGAAGUCUCCAUGGAAAGAUCUCGUUAGUGCAAGUAGUGGUGCUACGUUCAGUGUAUCGGAUAUUCUGCCAAGUGCUAUUCCUGGUAAAGAGAUGCAGUCUGGCUCUGAAGGUGUUAGUGUGUCCUUCUCUGACAAAAAAGAUGAGAAAGUAUCAGAUCAGUAUGACAAAAAAGAUCACAUUAGCGCGAGUAGUGGUUCUACAUUCAGUGUAUCAGGUACUCUGCCAAGUGCUAUUCCUGGUAAAGAGAUGCGGUCUGGCUCUGAAGGUGUUAGUGUGUCCUUCUCUGACAAAAAAGAUGAGAAAGUAUCAGAUCAGCAUGACAAAAAAGAUCUCGUUAGAGCAAGUAGUGGUGCUAUGUUCAGUGUAUCAGAUGUUCUGCCAAGUGCUAUUCCUGGUAAAGAGAUGCAGUCUGGCUCUGAAUGUGUUGGCGAGAAAGAUGAGAAAGUAUCAGAUCAGCAUGAAGAGCUGGGUAAAGUUGCUGAAGAUGCAACUGACAAUGUUGAUGGCCCUGUGGAUCUUUAUGCCAGAGGUGCUGCAUGGCGACAAAAAUUAUCGUGGACACAGUUGGUUCGUGAUACCACCAGUUCUUUUAGCAUUUCACAGGUUUUGCCUGGUCUAAGUUAUCCAAAAUCAGAGUUGGCAGUGAUGGGAGUGACUGUAAAGGUUCAAAAAUGUAGCAGCACGGGUAAAAGCGAUUUCCAAGAUACUUCUACAUCUGAGGAAGGGACCAAAGCUGAUGCUCUCAGUGUCCCUGGAACUAGCAGUGGGGGUACCAUAGUAGAGGAGCAGAAGAAUGUUCAUCUCAGUAAAGAGCUUCCACAUCUGGAUAAUUAUCAGCAGAAAGGAGAAGUAAUGAAUGAAGCCUUGGCUCCAACUCCUGAAAAGAAACACCUAUCUGCAUCAAAACAAGCAUUUGUAGGAGAUACUAGCUUCAGUGAUACUUGUUCUUUCAUGAGGAGUGCUGCUUCAAUGAAAGAGUGGACAAAAACAAAAGCAGCACUGAGUGGGUCACUCAAGAAGAAGGCUAACGAGAAAAAGUAGUGGAGAUUUCAGAAUAGCUUCUUGUAAGAUGUGACUGCUUCAAGUUACGUAGACGAUGCAUUAGCCUGUGUUGCAUUGUAGUAUGCUUAUGGAAAGUUAUAAAGAGAAGAUGCCGCGUAUUUCGAAAAGCAGAGAUAUCAAGAUAUCAGAGCGUUUGGUAAAUGAUUGUUCCUUUGGCACCAGUCUUAUGAAGGCCGCAUGCAAAAAGUCAUUGCGGGUGCUAAACUGUGGCAGCUCUUAUAAUAUGUCAAGCGAAGUACUAAAUACCAUAGCACUAUGAGAUUCCUUUGAUUUUUGUCAUAUGCCUAAAACAUAGAAUAUACAGAUUUUGGUUGUUGAUCUCAAACUUUUAUUUGAGUGGACAGAGCAGAAAUUUUGAGAAGCUGUCAUAUGACUUUGGAUUGAAGAGACUGCAGAAUUCUGUAAUUGAGCCUGUAUAGCCAUCUCGGGAAGGCAAUGUUUUAGUCUGUAUAGCCAUCUCGGGAAGGCAAUGUGUGUGUGUGUGUUUUAUUUUUUUAAGAGAAAUGUUGGAUGAAUAAUUCUUGACCAACAAAAUGUUGAAGACUUGAGAAAAGACUAGUAACAGCUGAACGUCUCACCUGAGUGCCAAAAUUGUUGAAUUUGUGUAAUC